UGAAGCGUCGGGACGCCGCACACGGGCGCCGUUUGUGGCGUCGCUUGCUCCGUGCGUCCCCGCUAGCUGAUAAUGGAUUUAUUAAGUUCAACUGAGCGUGUGUGAUUUUAGUGUAUGUAAUUGAUUAGUGUUCGUAGGUACUGGCUUUAGUACCGAGAAACUUAGUUACGUGUUUUUGAGUGGUUCACCGUAGUUGAAUAACUAUCAGCAAAAUGGUGGCAGGCUGGCAACAAUACGACGACUUUGACAAGCCACCAUUAAAAAAGGGCAUAAGUGAGCAAGCUGAUGACAUCAGUGUGGACAGUAUACCAGAAUACCAACGACCACCACUUAGAAAAAUCGAUCAUUACAUAAAAGCUGAAAUACCAUGUCUUUCAAGAAGAGCAACUGUAUCACUCCUGUGUUGUUUAGGAUUUAUUAUUAUGUUUGGUAUGAGGGAGACAAUGGGUAUGGUUAAUUCUGAAUUGGAAACAGCUGAUACAAAUAUGACGAUAUCUCGAUCGACAGUCAGUGCCGUAGAAUCCGCCAUUUUCUGGGGGUAUUUCGUAACUCAGAUACCAGGUGGCCUUAUAGCUGCAGCCUAUCCAGCCAACAAACUUUUUGGAGUUGCCAUUGGAUCAUCCUGUAUACUAAAUAUUUUCAUACCAUCAUUAUACGACAACCCUACUGGGCUGAUUAUCAUCAAAGUUCUGCAGGGGUUAGUAGAGGGAGUUACUUAUCCAGCUUGCCACGGUAUCAUGAGAUACUGGGCACCACCUCUAGAAAGAUCUCGUCUAGCAACGAUAGCUUUCAGCGGUUGCUAUGCUGGUGUUAUGUUCUCUAUGAUGAUUUGCGGGUUGCUGAUGAAAAAUAUCAGCUUGAUGGCACCUUAUUACUUCUACUCUAUAGCCGGUAUUUUUUGGUAUUUGAGCUGGUUAUGGUUGGUGUUUGAAAAGCCUUCAUUGCAUACUUGUAUCGAUCCGAAGGAAUUGAUAAUGAUUGAGAAAUCAUUAGGUGGAACACAAGAGCAACACGAGCGACUGACACUACAAAACACACCAUGGAAAGCCUUCUUCACAUCGCUACCGUGCUACGCUAUUUUCGUUGCGAAUUUUUGCAGGUCGUGGAAUUUUUACCUGCUAGUUUUGUUUCAAGCCUUGUAUUUCAAAGAAGCCUUCAAAACAACCACGGCACAAAAUGCUUCUUUGGGUGCUCUACCUCAUUUUUUGAUGACCCUAGUCGUACCGGCAGGAGGUAUAAUGGCGGAUAGAUUAAGAAAAAAAGGAAUUCUUAACACCACACAAGUGAGGAAACUGUUUAAUUGUGGCGGGUUUGGACUGGAAGCAACUUUUUUUCUAGCAAUGGCAUAUUCACAUACGACACUACAAGGAAUGACAGCGUUGACAAUAGGUGUUGCAUUUAGCGGCUUUGCUAUAUCUGGUUUCAACGUAAAUCACUUAGAUGUAGCACCGAGGUAUGCCAGUAUCUUGAUGGGGCUAUCGAAUGGUAUCGGAACCAUUGCUGGAGCUGUGGUACCAGUCAUUAAAAAUGCCAUAAUUCAGCAUAACACCAAAGAAGAAUGGCGCAUCCUUAUUAUCCUGUCCGCCAUGAUUCAUUACGCCGGAAUCAUAUUUUAUGGACUGUUUGCUUCCGGUGAAUUACAACCCUGGGCAGAUCCUAAAGUCGAAGAGGACAAACAAUGGAACCAGAUGAACGAGUCUGUUCCAGUAUCAAAGUUUAACACUCAAUCUAAUGGCCUUCUACAGCGUCAACCUAGCGGCGGCGUCACGAACUACGGCGCUGCCAUGGAGACGUCUCUACCUCCUUCCAGACCUCCUGGACCUCGACAGAUGUCACAAGAAGUGCCACCCAGACCACCAGCUCCUAGGACGCUAUCCCAGGAGGGUUAUGCAACUCAGCAAGCAGUUGUUUCUUCUGGAAACCCGUUUUCCGGAGCUGCCACAUCCACGAAUCCAUUUAGACAGGAAGCGGUCCAGCCAGCACCACACGAUAGCUACAUGCACGGAACCAUCGAUGACAGGACUUACUAAUCUGUAGCUAACACUUCCAGUCAUCAGAAAUAAAUAUUAAUGUUCACUGGUUAACUCGUCAGAUAUAGGAUGAUAUCUGUCUAUUGAUAACGUUUUUUAGCUUGUUUAGCAGAAAAAGGAUGCCAAAUACGCCAGAUAAUCAGAUAAACACAGAACUAAAAUAGUAUAGUUCUAGUGACAAGUGCAUCAUCUUGCAUUCAAAUUUGAAACAUUGAGUAAAGUUAAGAGAUUUUUGAGGUAUUGAGUAUAAAUUAAGAAAUGUUUGUAAUAGUAGAAACAGAAAAAACUCUGAAACUGUAGCGUCUAUUAUAAUAUAAAUAAUAGCCUGUCGAUGCUAAGGAUGUUUUUUUUCGAUAUAUCGAUAAUUAUAGUUAUCGAUAUAUCGAAUAACCAUAAGUGACUUUAAUUAUGUAUAGAGGGUUGUUCACCACA
Molecule: messenger RNA, 2462 nt
Organism: Sitophilus oryzae (rice weevil)
Lineage: Eukaryota; Metazoa; Arthropoda; Insecta; Coleoptera; Curculionidae
Gene: VGlut
Product: vesicular glutamate transporter 1
Exons: 12
Coding region: 213-2030 (605 amino acids)
Biological process (GO): transmembrane transport; regulation of synapse structure or activity; neurotransmitter loading into synaptic vesicle
Cellular component (GO): synaptic vesicle membrane; excitatory synapse
Molecular function (GO): L-glutamate transmembrane transporter activity; neurotransmitter transmembrane transporter activity
Source: RefSeq, a predicted model, not a curated record